Molecule: messenger RNA, 2129 nt
Organism: Nematostella vectensis (starlet sea anemone)
Lineage: Eukaryota; Metazoa; Cnidaria; Anthozoa; Actiniaria; Edwardsiidae
Product: hemicentin-2
Exons: 9
Coding region: 519-1820 (433 amino acids)
Biological process (GO): homophilic cell-cell adhesion
Cellular component (GO): plasma membrane
Molecular function (GO): calcium ion binding
Source: RefSeq, a predicted model, not a curated record
UUGACAGAUCUUGUUUAAUGCAUAUUACAGCCUUACAAAGUGUAACUGUACAGUCUUACACAGAGUACAGUUACAAUAUUAUUAUUUUGUAAAAGUUGAUAAUUAAUUCGACCUCUACAAUUUUCAAUGGAUUUUCCUUUAUAUCGUAAAAUCGGGGAGCUCUUUGCAACGAUACCUCGAUUUUACGGUACAUUUUCUUUCUCCCGUGGCGUGUCGCAAAAUCCAGGGUUCACUGUAUUAGGGAAAUCAAAUCGAGGUCUUACCCCAUAUGCUUUACUGCUGGAUAAAGCAGCGAUACUGGUUUUUAAGACUUAUGCAAGUCGCGUGGAGUUCAAGUCUAAAGGCACGACCUCGUUCUUUAUAUCAGAGUGUGGUGACGCAUUUCCGCGUCAGGUAGACGGAACUCAAAUGCAAUUUUAAGAAUAUAUAAGAGGGAGCGCAGUCUAUCUUAUAACGACACAAAGUGCAAAGAAGCAACAAGAAGAAGCAACAAGAAGAAGCAACAACAAGUUUUCAGCAUGCGCGUCGUAGCGCUCCUUGUGUUAUUACUGGCAGCAAUAUGUCUUAGGACAGAAAGUGCGCCCUCCUUUCAAGGAAUUUACACCGGACUGGAAGGGAUGAGACGAGCGGAAUGUCAUCGUUUAAGAAAUUCAGGAAGAAAUGAGCAGUUCCCAUACUACUGCAAAGUCGGCCGCGUGUCAGUCAUAGGUGUGAUCCAAGGCUCGAGGUCUUACUCUAUCUCAUCGAACCAGCUCAUGUUCUCGGGCCCAGUCUCGCGCAUGGAUGAUGUGACAUUUAUAACGGAACAGGAUGGAGACGGGAGAAUUCUGGCCAAGUUCAACGGUGCCAUACUGACGUGUAAUGGCUUCUCUGCCAUGAAGAGGAAAUCGUGUGUGAUCCCACGUGGGAUGCGACCCUGGUCCGGCAGAAUCACAGUCGAGGUGUUUGGAUCUGGUGGAUAUAAUCCUUCAACCGGGCUAACCAUGAGUGGGGAGCCUUACUGCCCUACGGCUGGAUUUGAAGGCGAUAACUGUGAUCAAGAUGUCGACGAAUGCCUCAAGUACCAGGACAAGGACAAACAGCUCUGCGCAUGGAAGCCUGGCUGCGUCAACACAAUUGGGAGCUUCAUUUGCAAGUGCCCACCUGGGUAUACUAUCUCCGCAAACGACUUCAGGCUCUGUGAUAAAGACAUCCCGAAGAUCUCGAGUCCCGCGAGUACAAUCACUGUGAACUUCAUGCAGACAGCGAGCCUCCCGUGCAGACACUCGGCGACCGGUCCCGUCAUCGUCAAAUGGCAAAUUGGCAACAGUAUCAUCGCCGUGAAACAACCCAACGGUGCUAAACAGACUAUCGACUCGACACGCCUCAUCCUGCACGACAGCGGAGACCUGGAGCUGAGACGCGUCGCUUAUGGGGACGCGGGGAAAUUCAUUUGUGUCGUGCAGAAUGCGGCGUUUGGCGCUUACGUCGUGCAUACCCUCGACGUCGAAUCGGCCCCCUUGAUGGACGCGCAAUUUUGGGUCAGUGGUAAUUACACCGAACGACAUGCGUAUAGCACCGGUGAUAACGUCACCAUGGAUUGUCACGUGAUUGCCAUGCCUGAGCCAGCGAUAUCGUGGUACAAGGGUCAGCAGCAGGUCCAAACUGCUGGUAACGUCAAGGUGACCCUUGGGAGCGUGCCAGAUACGCCACUCACAGCGGCCAAACAGUUGAGACUCGAGAUCAGCGGUGUUACCCAAUCUGACGCGGGCGCGUACACGUGCAAGGCCAGCAACAAACACGGCGCCAACACCCAUAACCUAGCCCUUGCGGUUACAUAGACGACAUAGUGAAUUUGUGGGUUACAUUCAGUCCAUAACUUAUUAUUGGCGUUUCAACAAGGCAAGCAAGGCAUGACGACCAAAACAAAAAGACAAUGAUGACCUUAUGGUCUUCUUAACAGAGACGCGUUAGAGGGUCUAUCGCAGUUGAUUCAAUACCAUGAAUUAGUUGAACACUUAAUUUACAAAUAACCUUUUAAUAAAAGCUAUUUACAAGCAUAUCAAUUAAGUAGAUCGCACCUCGGGUUAAAUUGUACCAUGCAAAAUGAACGAGCUACAUUUUCAAAUAAAUCUCGAAGCUAAAUUUAA